Molecule: messenger RNA, 450 nt
Organism: Striga asiatica
Lineage: Eukaryota; Viridiplantae; Streptophyta; Magnoliopsida; Lamiales; Orobanchaceae
Source: the annotation of a GenBank genome assembly
AUGCUAUUAUGCGACCACAACAGGGGAAUUCCAAAGAUCCAGACGACUCGCUCCUACCACGCUCUUCCCCGCACUUUCCCGAUCCCCUUGCUGCGAAGUACCCCAUCUCGAACAAACAAGGACUACGAAACCAAUUCUAGAAAUAGAAUACUAACAGGAGCGAGAUUAGGACCAACUUCAUAUUAUGGCUUUAGAAGUUUCUCAGAUCAGAUAAGCGGAUCAAGAGUUUCUAGGUCUAGGACAGCUGGCCUUUGCCUUUGCGAAAUAGCUUCCGAUCGGUCCAAUAAGGUCUUAGAUGCUAGGAAUUCGCCAGUUUUGGGAAGAUGGCUUGGGAUCAAGUCGGGAAAGGAGUCAAGCUCUUUGAGAGUAGCUAUCGAGGAUUGUGAAUCCUGUCCUGGCACAAAGGCAAAGGAAGAAGACAAAGCAGCGGGUACAGAGGUAGGGACCUGA